AGCAGGGUUGGCAUCAUGUUGGCAUAAAAAUAAUUGAUGUCGUAGUAUCAUAGCAACAAGUUUAUUUGAUAAUUUUGUCAAACUAUUCUCCAUUCUCAUUCAAAAAUAAAUUUUAAAAUGUCCCAAAAUCCUGCAUUUAUCGCUGAUAAGGCCAAGGAAAUAGUGCUCGAUUUACUGCCAGUGAAGUCUCGUGCAAUUUAUCAAAAGGAGUAGAUAUGAUGUUUUUGUCGAAUGGAAGCACAAACAUGCAGUACUCGUUGUGAAUGAAGAUGUUUUACUGAAUUAUUUACACGAAAAAUCACAAACUUCCAAACCAUCGACAGUUUGGUCAAAAUAUUCCAUGCUGAAAGCAGUAUUAAGCGUUAAAGAAAAUAUUCAGAUAGAAAAAUUUCCAAGGGUUAUUGCUUUUUUGAAGAGGAAUUCAGUUGGUUAUGAGCCUAAAAAGUCUAAGGUAUUGUCCAGAGAAGAGAUCGAUCAAUUUUUGGCUACGGCUAGUGAUGAAGCUUAUUUACUCACUAAGGUUGCUCUUGUUAUCGGCCUUUGUGGAGCGUGUAGAAGAGAAGAAUUGCACUCUCUACGAGUGCAAGACAUCAUACAAAAAGACGACAACUGCCUUCUAGUAACUCUAGCUGAUACAAAGACUAAUAUAAAAAGAGUGUUUCCGGCGGUGGGCGAAGGAAACGUGGUCAAUCCAGUUGAGUUAUAUGGAAAAUAUGCUCGUCUUCGACCAAAAAAUGUACCACAUGAUUACGUCUUCAUCUCUUAUCGCAAAGGAAAAUGCACGGUGCAACGCGUCGGCAUUCACUCAUUCGGAAAGAUGCCUUCGCUUGUAGCAGCAUUUUUAAAGCUGCCGAACUCAAACGAAUAUACAGGUCAUUGUUUCCGACGUAGUGCUGCUACUCUUGCUGCAGAUGCAGAUGUGUAUCUCACAUCGCUGAAACGCCUAGGAGGUUGGAGAUCGUCCACAGUGGCGGAAGGUUACAUAGAAGAAUCUAUUGAAAAAAAAAAGAAAGUUUGCAAAAUGCUUAUGGGGGAAAAGUAAAUCGUAACUACUUCCACGGAUGUAUCUCCAAGUACAUCUUUCGCAUUUGCUCCACCUCAUGAGAAAGUAGAUUUACCUGACAUGGAAAAGGAGUAAUUUCGUUUACUGAUACCAGCUUUCAACAUGCAAAAAAUUGUUCAUUCCAUUUUCAUUUAUCUAAAUAACUUUCCAUCCGACCAAUUAUUAUUAGAUUUGUAAGCUUUUGAUAUUGUUAGUAUAGAUAAAACAAUCAAAUAUUGGUAACGGUUUUAUUUUUUCGAAUUUAGACCUAACAAAUUUUGGAAUAGUCCGUAAAGGUUGCUAUGACAACUUUUAGGGACUAGGCCGAAAAAUGGGCAUUUUACGGACUCAAAUGAGUCCGUAAAAUAGGUAUUUUUGGGAGCGUAUGACAAAAACAUUUUUAUUUAGCGGAUGAAUUGAAACCACUAAAAAACCUAACAUCCCUUUCUGAGAAAGCAAAAACUACUAGAAAACACACUAAAAGAAAUCCAAAACAAUGUGGAACAAUUAAAUCAAGAAACCCGGGAAGUAACUGCAAAGCGCCUACAUAUGCAGACAUUACUGCUCUCCAAAACAAAAUAGAAACCAUCAAGUCCAAAACAGAAGCAACCAAUACAAGAAAAAACAGCCCAGAAAUGGAAGUGACAAUAUCCGAGCUUAUAGAAAGAGAAAAAAGAGCGAGUAACAUUCUUAUUUUUGGAAUGGACGAAUCCAAAGCCCAAAACUAUGAAGACAGAAAUAAGGAAGAACUUGAAACUGUCAAGCAACUAAUUGGAAACAUUGAGGCUCAAGCCACUUUGGGAGAAAUCAGAGUUUUAAGACUUGGUAAGUUUGACCAAACUAAAAUAAAGCACCUCCUUAGCAAACUGGAAACUCGAAAAUCAAAUGAACCAAAUCUUAAACUAAAAUACAUCGGUGGAGUGCCAAAGCUUAUUGCAAGUAAAGUUAACCACAAACCUAACCAUCAAACCCAACAAAAAAAACUAAGAAGUCCGCUUACAGACAUAAAAUUCUUUUACACAAACAUUUCAUCCAUUCGUCCCAA
Ceutorhynchus assimilis (cabbage seed weevil) is the source of this 2087-nucleotide messenger RNA. The record is from the annotation of a GenBank genome assembly. Lineage: Eukaryota; Metazoa; Arthropoda; Insecta; Coleoptera; Curculionidae.